CCACAGUCAGAAACCUCUGUGAGUGAGUUCCUCUUGCUGGCAUUCACAGACACAUGCGAGCUGCAGCUCCUGCACUUCGUGCUCUUCCUGGGCAUCUACCUGGCUGCCCUCCUGGGCAACGGCCUCAUCCUCAGCGCCGUAGCCUGCCACCACCGCCUCCACACCCCCAUGUACUUCUUCCUCCUCAACCUCGCCCUCCUCGACCUGGGCUGCAUCUCCACCACUCUGCUCCUGGGCAGCAGAGCUUGUGUCCAGAUGGCAGCAGCUGCCUGGGGCAGUGGCUUUCUCAUUGCUGUCCUGCACACAGCCACUAUAUUUUCCCUGCCCCUCUGUCAAGGCAAUGCUGUGGACCAGUUCUUCUGUGAAAUCCCCCAGAUCCUGAAGCUCUCCUGCUCAGAUGCCUACCUCAGGGAAGUCAGGUUUCUUCUGGUUAGUGCCUUUUUAGGUGCUGUUUUUUUUCUUUUCAUUUUGGUGUCCUAUGUGGAGAUCUUCAGGGCUGUGCUGAGGAUGCCCUCUGAGCACGGACGGCACAAAGCCUUUUCCACGUGCCUUCCUCACCUGGCCGUGGUCUCCCUGUAUCUCAGCACUGCCAUGUUUGCCUACCUGAAGCCCCCCUCCACCUCUUCCUCAUCCCUGGACCUGGUGGUGUCAUUUCUCUACUCGGUGGUGCCUCCAGCAGUGAACCCCCUCAUCUAUAGCAUGAGGAAUAAAGAGCUCAAGGAGGCACUGAGGAUCUUAUCGCAAUAUUCAGUAUUUCAGAGAGGAACCCAUCUUUUGCAUCUGAUUCCCUGA
This is a messenger RNA of Anas platyrhynchos (mallard), 792 nucleotides long. RefSeq names its product olfactory receptor 14C36-like. Gene Ontology annotation, biological process: G protein-coupled receptor signaling pathway. Gene Ontology annotation, molecular function: olfactory receptor activity. NCBI's taxonomy places the organism in Eukaryota, Metazoa, Chordata, Aves, Anseriformes, Anatidae. Gene Ontology annotation, cellular component: membrane. The record is from RefSeq and is a predicted model, not a curated record.